CAUAACCCCAGCAACAUGCCGCGCCCCGCCUCCGGCGCGCCAGCUUUCGGGAGCACCUGGGCGUCGCUCGCCCCACCACUGACACCAUGGAUCGCGGACGUGAUCGCCGCGCAGGGGUUCAGCAACAUGACGCCCGUGCAGGCCGGCACCAUCCCGCGCGCGCUCAAGAACCAGGACUGCGUCGUCGAGGCCGUUACGGGCUCGGGCAAGACGCUGGCGUUUGUCGUGCCUGUGCUCGAGCGCAUCGUGCGGUCGGAGCACAAGUAUAAGCGGGGGGAGGUGGCUGCGAUUGUGAUUGCGCCGACUAGGGAGCUCGCAGCCCAGAUCCACGAAGUGUUCACCAUGUUCCUCUCGACGCUUGUCCCGCCCCCGCCGUCGCCCGUCGACGGGGAGGAGCAGCCGACCCCGAUCGGCGAGUACCCUCUGCCCCUGCUGGUGACCUCGGGCACGAGCGACCCCUACGCGGCCUUCCUGAACACGAGCGCGAACAUUAUCGUCGGCACGCCGGGCCGACUGGCGUCUUUCCUCCUCUCGCCGCGCGGCAUGAGCGCCGUGCGCGUCGGCAACAUUGACGCGCUCGUGCUCGACGAGGCGGACCGGCUGCUCGGCGCGCCCGACCACAGGCGCGACGUCGAGCGCAUCAUGCGCCACUUGCCCAAGCAGCGCCGCACGCACCUCUUCAGCGCGACCAUGACCGAUGCGGUCGAGGACCUCGUCGGCAUCGGCCUGCGUAACCCCGUGCGCAUCGUCGUCAACCUCAAGGACAAGCGCAUGGCCAGCGAGGCGAACGGGACGGGCGAGCGCCGCGUGCCCAUGACGCUGCAGAACAGGUUCCUCGUCUGUGGGCCGGCGGAGAAGACGCUCCAGCUCGUCAGGGUGCUCCGCCGCGAGGCGGGCGAGUACGAGUCGGCCAAGAUGAUCAUCUACUUUUCUACCGGUGCCGCGGUCGACUACUUCUACAGGAUUCUGUCCAAGCUGCCCGCGCUGUCAAACUUCCACUUUGCGUCGCUGCAUGGUGAUCUUCCGCCCCGCGCACGCGAGGCGUCCCUAUCGUCUUUUACAUCACACGCGUCGUCGCAUCUCUCGCCAGCAGUGCUGCUGUGUACUGACGUCGCGGCCCGCGGCGUCGACUUCAACGACAUCGACACGGUCAUCCAGUACGACCCGCCGACGGACCCCAAGACGUUCAGCCACCGCGUCGGCCGUACCGCGCGCGCUGGGCGUUCGGGACGCGCCGUGGUGCUUCUCACACGCGGACGCGAGGAGCAGUACGUCGAGUUCCUCAAGGUCCGCAAAAUCCCGCUUGUGCGCCAGGCGUACAUCACUGCUGAGCUUGGCGACGCCGAGACUGCCCCUGAGCCGCCGGUUGACGCCGACGCACUCGACCUGCUCAAAACGAUCCGCGACGUCGUCCUCACCGACCGUGACCUCGCCGACCGCGGUGCCAAGGCACUUGUAUCUAGCGUGCAGGCAUACACCAAACAUGAGGCGAGCUUCAUCUUCCGGCCAGCCGACAUCGACUACGCCGCGCUGGCGACCAGCUUUGGUCUCCUUCGUAUCCCCACUAUGCCCGAAGUGCGCUCGUGGCGCAAGAGAAUAGAGAAGGCCGAGGCGAAGCGUGAAAAGGGCGAGGCACCCGAUGACGAGGACUACACGCCGCCUGUGCCCUGGACCGACGCCGAGGUCGACUGGGACACGUUUGCCUACGCUUCGAAGCAGCGCGAGUCGGCGCGUAUUGUCGCUCUCGCUGAGAAGAAGAAGAAGCGGGAGGAAGCCGGUGCCGAAGACGAGGCGCGUCGCAAAAAGCGCAAGAUUGAGGCCGGCAUCCGUGAGGCGUGGUCCAACCAGAAGGACCGCAAGGCACGACGAGAGGAGCGCCACGACAAGAAGGACAAGAAGAAGCAGGCCGAGUGGGAGCGCAAGCAGGCUGCCGGAGAGGCCACUGAGCAGGACGCACCUGUGCUGCGUGCCAAAAAGGCCAAGGCCAAGAAGGAGGACAGCGACGAGAGCGAUGACGACAUGGGCGAGGACUACCGUGCGCUGAGGCGCGAGGUGAAUUCUGAACGUGCGGCGCGCAAGGCCACGUCGACCAAGCGCGAGGCGGUGGGCAUGUUUGACGACCUCGACUAAGCGUCGUUUGCUUGGCUGUAUCACUAGUAUACCUUGCAUUGUACACUACUACCCCCCAUGCAUCGUGCGUCAAGAGG
Messenger RNA from Vanrija pseudolonga, 2207 nucleotides. RefSeq names its product ATP-dependent rRNA helicase SPB4 (gene SPB4). Lineage: Eukaryota; Fungi; Basidiomycota; Tremellomycetes; Trichosporonales; Trichosporonaceae. The record is from RefSeq and is a predicted model, not a curated record. Gene Ontology annotation, cellular component: nucleolus. Gene Ontology annotation, molecular function: ATP binding; nucleic acid binding. The coding region runs from base 16 to 2130 and encodes 704 amino acids. The transcript has 3 exons.